AAAGCGCCCCGUCCCCACACAGUGUGCACACUACAAGCAGGGAGAGUUGUUCUCAAGGUUGCCCGUUGACCAAAUGAUGACUGCCAAGACCGUAGACAAAAUUCCAGUGACUCUCAGUGGUUUUGUGCAUCAGCUCUCUGAAAACAUUUACCCCGUGGAUGACAUCUCUACCACACUGCCAACUUCGGUUACAAUCUUCCCCAAUGCCGAUUUAGGAGGACCGUUUGACCAGAUGAGCGGUGUGGCAGGAGAUGGCAUGAUCAACGUGGACACGGGCGACAAGAGAGCCCUGGACCUGCCCUACGCCGCCGGCUUCGCGCCCAGUGCCCCGGCCUCCCGCAACCAGACCUUCACCUACAUGGGCAAAUUCUCCAUCGACCCGCAGUACCCCGGCGCCGGCUGCUACCCGGAGGGCAUCAUCAACAUCGUGAGCGCGGGGAUCCUGCAGGGGGUCAGCACGCCCUCCUCCUCCUCCUCCUCCGUCGCCGCCUCCGCCUCCUCCUCGGCCGCCGCCUCCGCCGCCUCCCCCAACCCGCUGGCCGGGGCGCUGGGCUGCCCCAUGGCGCAGGGCCAGCCGGCCGACCUGGAGCACCUCUACUCGCCGCCGCCGCCGCCCUACUCGAGCUGCGGCGACCUGUACGCGCCGCAGGAGCCCUCCUCGGCCUUCCUGCCCGCCGGCGGCGGCGCGGCGCUGCCCUUCCCGCCGCCGCCCUCCUACCCGUCCCCGAAGGCGGCGGCGGCCGACGGCGGGCUCUUCACCAUGAUCCCCGAGUACGGCGGCUUCUUCCCGCCGCCCCAGUGCCAGCGGGAGCUGCACGCCGGUCCCGACCGCAAGCCCUUCCCCUGCCCGCUCGACUCGCUCCGCGUCCCGCCGCCCCUCACGCCGCUCUCCACCAUCCGCAACUUCACCAUGGGGGCGCCGCCGGCCGGCGCCGCCCCCGCCAGCGCCCCCGGCACUGCCCCCGGCGGCGGCGGCGGCGGCGAGGGCGCCCGGCUACCCGCCGGCGCCUACAGCCCGCACCACCUGCCGCUGCGGCCCAUCCUGCGGCCCCGCAAGUACCCCAACCGGCCCAGCAAGACGCCGGUGCACGAGCGGCCCUACCCCUGCCCCGCCGAGGGCUGCGACCGCCGCUUCUCCCGCUCCGACGAGCUCACCCGGCACAUCCGCAUCCACACGGGCCACAAGCCCUUCCAGUGCCGCAUCUGCAUGCGCAACUUCAGCCGCAGCGACCACCUCACCACCCACAUCCGCACGCACACCGGCGAGAAGCCCUUCGCCUGCGACUUCUGCGGCAGGAAGUUCGCCCGCUCCGACGAGAGGAAGCGGCACACCAAGAUCCACCUGCGCCAGAAGGAGCGCAAAGGCGCCGCCGCCGCCGCCGCCGCCUGCCCGCCGCCCGCCGCCGCCGCCGCCCUGGCGCCCUGCGCGGCGCGGACGCGGACGCCCUGA
Messenger RNA from Rhea pennata, 1450 nucleotides. It is a transcript of the gene EGR2, whose product is annotated as early growth response 2. Lineage: Eukaryota; Metazoa; Chordata; Aves; Rheiformes; Rheidae. Gene Ontology annotation, molecular function: RNA polymerase II cis-regulatory region sequence-specific DNA binding; DNA-binding transcription factor activity, RNA polymerase II-specific. The record is from RefSeq and is a predicted model, not a curated record. The transcript is spliced from 2 exons. Gene Ontology annotation, biological process: regulation of transcription by RNA polymerase II. Bases 74 to 1450 code for a protein of 458 amino acids.